Messenger RNA from Tetrapisispora phaffii CBS 4417, 738 nucleotides. It is a transcript of the gene RTS2, whose product is annotated as Rts2p. Gene Ontology annotation, molecular function: double-stranded DNA binding. The transcript has a single exon. Gene Ontology annotation, biological process: DNA damage response; DNA replication. Lineage: Eukaryota; Fungi; Ascomycota; Saccharomycetes; Saccharomycetales; Saccharomycetaceae. Gene Ontology annotation, cellular component: nucleus. The record is from RefSeq and is a predicted model, not a curated record. The coding region runs from base 1 to 738 and encodes 245 amino acids.
AUGGCAAAACCAGAAGUUGGGUCUGCAUCCUAUUUGAAUAAGCAGAUGAAGAUCAGAGGCUUACAGAAACUGAAAUUUUAUUGUCAGUUAUGUGAGAAGCAAUGUAGAGAUGAUAAUGGAUUCAAAUUGCAUAUAAAGUCACCACACCAUUUAAAAAAAAUAUCCACUGUGACUAAGAAAGAUAUAGAAGGGUUUUCAAAAUCAUUUGAAGAAAGUUUCUUAAAGUUGUUAAGGAACAAUCAUGGUGAAAAAAAAAUCAGUGCCAAUAAAUUUUAUAAUGAAUUUAUUCAAGAUAAACAUCAUAUACACAUGAAUGCAACAGAAUUUACUUCUUUAAAUAAAUUUUUACAACAUUUAAGUAAAACUGGGAAAAUUAGGGUCCAUGGGAUUGAUGAACUAGCAACAAACAGUGAUAGAAUUGAUCUAGGUCAAGCAAUGAUCAGUUAUAUCGAUAAUAGUUAUGAGACAUUGCUAAGGAAGGAAAGGUUGGAUGAAUUAAUUCAGAAUAAAAAGUUAGAACAAAAUUUGGCUCAAAAAGUUCUUAUGAAACAAAUAGCUGAAGGUAUUGACAAUGCUAAGUCUGGAGAGGAUACUCAGGAAUCAACAGAGACAAUAAUAUCGAAUGAAGACCAAGAUACGAAUAUGGAAUGUGUUCCUAUAACAUUUAAUAUAAAAACUAAGAAGGUCAAUAAACCUAAAACCAAGAAAUCGAAGAAAAAUGUCUUUGGGAAGAAAUGA